Messenger RNA from Nicotiana tabacum (common tobacco), 2455 nucleotides. RefSeq names its product histone-lysine N-methyltransferase, H3 lysine-9 specific SUVH4-like. Gene Ontology annotation, cellular component: nucleus. Gene Ontology annotation, molecular function: zinc ion binding; protein binding; histone methyltransferase activity. Lineage: Eukaryota; Viridiplantae; Streptophyta; Magnoliopsida; Solanales; Solanaceae. The record is from RefSeq and is a predicted model, not a curated record.
AAAAUUACUCGAGAGUCUAGUAUAGGAGUGCUGGGCGGGAAAAUGAAGCGUCUCACGAGUAUCGAGGGGGAAAAAAGUGAAUUUUGAAGCCAGCUUCGUUCGCUUAUUUUGCUCUCUUCACUGUGUCGCAACUCUUUCAUCCUAACUAGCAGCUAUUCAUUAAAACCCUACAAAUUCAAAAAAGCAGAAUCCCCAAAAUGGUGGUUGCCGAGCUUUCCGAUCACAACAAUGACUGCACGGAAGUGGUGGUCCCAAGACGUUGCAGUGCUAGAAUCAAGACUUUGCAGAGUCAACAGGAAGCUCAGCGAACACGGUGCCGCUCCAACGACGACCCAGCUCUUGAGAAGAAAGCAAAGGCUCAUAAGGCGAGAAAGGCGGAUACUCCCGCUAUGACACCACAAGCUAUUGAUAAUGACAUCACGGGGACCAAUCCGCCAAAUGACUGCACCUACGAUAAUCAUCAUCCUGUUGCUGAAGCCUCCCAGAGUCAGAGUCCCCAUCUUAACGGGGACGGGACUGAGAAAAGUGCGCAUCUAAGGGUAACAGAGACUGUUCGGAGAUUUAACAAGCAUUAUCUCCAUCUCGUUCAGGAAGAGGAGAUAAGGUGUAGAAGAGUUCAAGAUGAACAGAAAACAAAGAAGCAUUCAAAAUCUAAGGAAGCUGAAGAUGAUGGUAAACGCAGUUCCAAGCGCCCUGAUCUAAAAGCGAUUUCUAAGAUGAUAUUGGCAAAGGAGGUUUUGAAUUCUGAGAAAAUUGGCUCCAUUCCAGGCAUUGAUGUUGGUCAUCAAUUCUUUUCGCGUGCGGAGAUGGUCGUUGUUGGAUUCCAUAACCAUUGGCUAAACGGCAUUGAUUAUGUUGGCCAAACUGCUGGGAAAAAAGGGGAGUACAGAGGCUACAGAUUGCCCCUUGCUGUAUCUAUUGUCCUAUCAGGACAGUAUGAGGACGACCAGGACAACUAUGAAGAGGUUGUCUAUACUGGUCAAGGUGGAAAUGAUCUACUUGGUAACAAGCGCCAAAUAAAGGAUCAAGUCAUGGAACGGGGUAAUCUAGGGCUCAAGAAUUGUAUGGAGCAAUCUGUCCCUGUUAGGGUUACACGUGGACAUCGGUGUGUGAAUAGUUACGUUGGAAAGGUUUACACCUAUGACGGCUUGUAUAGGGUUGUAAAUUACUGGGCAGAGAAGGGUAUUUCUGGAUUCACCGUUUUUAAAUACCGAUUAAAGCGUAUCGAGGGACAACCUGUGUUAACCACCAACCAGGUACAUUUUACUCGAGGCUGUAUUCCCAAUUCUAUUUCUGAAAUACGAGGGUUGGUAUGUGAGGACAUUUCUGGUGGACUGGAGGAUAUUCCUAUUCCCGCAACCAAUUUAGUUGAUGAUCCACCUGUAGCACCGACAGGUUUCACUUAUAGCAAGCAUAUUAUAUGCGCCAAAGGUAUAAAGCUCCCUUCAGCUUCCACAGGAUGCAAGUGUCGUGGUUCAUGUCUUGAUCCAAGAGUUUGUUCUUGCGCUAAACUCAAUGGUUCUGAUUUUCCCUAUGUUCACAAAGAUGGUGGAAGACUUAUUGAGCCAAAGGCUGUUGUUUUUGAAUGUGGUCCAAAUUGUGGAUGUGGACCUGCCUGUGUCAACCGCACUUCUCAGAAAGGAUUGAGAUAUCGGCUUGAGGUUUUUCGUACUCCAAACAAGGGCUGGGGUGUGAGAUCAUGGGAUUAUAUACCUUCUGGAGCAACCAUUUGUGAAUACAUUGGUUUUCUAAUGAAGACAGAUCAUAUUGACCCUGCAGCAGAAAACAACUAUGUUUUUGACAUUGAUUGCUUGCAAACAAUGAAAGGGCUGGAUGGGAGGGAGAGACGGUUGGGUGAGGUUUCUUUGCCAGGAUAUUGGCAGAAGGAUGUUGAGAAGACUUCAGAUGGAGGGCCAGAGUAUUGCAUUGAUGCAGUCUCUGUUGGCAAUGUUGCGAGGUUUAUUAAUCAUAGUUGUCAACCUAAUUUAUUUGUUCAAUGUGUGUUAAGCUCCCAUCACGACAUUGGCUUGGCAAGAGUGGUGCUAAUGGCAGCUGACAACAUACCACCUCUGCAGGAACUCACAUAUGAUUAUGGCUAUGUGCUGGAUAGUGUUAUGGAUCGUGAUGGCAAGGUUAGACAAAUGGCUUGCCACUGCGGUGCUGCUGAUUGUCGUAGGCGUCUGUAUUAAUGGGAUUUAUAACCAUUCUUUAGGUGUUACCUGUAGCAUACAUUACACAUUUUUUGGGAAUUUAUAUGUUGAUUUCUCAUCAUCUGCUCUUCUGCGAAGUGGUUACCGAAUGCUGCUGGGAAUUUGCCCUAGUGUGCAUCUCCCUGUCCAAAUGAGAAAAGGAACUUGUUCUUUUGAUUUCCCACUCAUUGUGAACGUGCAUGCUCUUGUUAAGUAUAUAUUACCAAGUUCCUGUGACUGUCUUUAAGUAACGUGAGAUUAAAUUA